CCCCAUAUUAAAUCAGACAAUUCAUGUAAUUUGUCGGAUAUGGUUUUUUUAAUAUUUCCUUUGUAAAAAUGAAAAAAUUUGAUUAAAAUUCAAAUGUUUCUAACAUAGUUUGUUUCAUAAUUUAGCGAAGUCGGAAAAGAGUGUACAAUUUUUAAGUUUGAAUUGUGAUAACAUAACGCCGGACGCCAUUUUCCCACGCUGGUGUGGAUUAUCGACGUUGAACUUUGUGUUUUUUGGAUAUUAGGAGCGUUCAAUUCAUUUGUUUUUGUGUCUGGUAUCACUAACACAUAAACAUGGAUGCCGUACGGUCCUUUAACAACGAGUUGUCCUCGUUGUACGAGAGCCGUCCGCCAGUGUCCAGGGCAAAGAUGGCACAGGUCACCAAGUGUGCCAUCAAAGGCAUCAAAUUCUACAAGCAUGUAGUGCAGAGUGUGGAGAAGUUCAUUCAAAAGUGUAAACCAGAGUACAAGGUCCCAGGCUUGUAUGUGAUUGAUUCCAUUGUGCGCCAGUCCCGACAUCAGUUUGGGCCUGAGAAAGAUGUCUUUUCUCCACGGUUCACGAAGAACAUCGUCAACACUUUCACUUUUCUGUUCAAGUGCCCGGCUGAAGAGAGGAGUCGUGUGGUGCGAGUGCUAAACCUGUGGCAGAAGAACAGUGUUUUUCCCAUGGAGGUCAUUCAGCCACUGUUAGAUCUGGCAGCUGAUCCCACCAACACAGAACUGGUAGCUGCAGCCCAGAGGUCAGUGGAUGCUGUAGUCAGUAUGAGCCAGAAGGUACCUUUGCCAAACACUCACUCGAGCAGCAAUGGGGGAGACUCAAACCAGCUGGUGCAGCAGACGGAGAUGUUGAGCACCAUCACCAAAUUGUUACAGCAGGCUCAAGAUGGUUCUAUGACGGCAAGCGCACCUGAGUCCCAGCUCCAGCAACUCCAGCACUUGCAGCAGCAGCUGGUCAUGCAGACAGAGAGGAUUUCAAAGCCACAGCAGGAGGCAGCCCCUGCUAUAGACAGCAACCUGUUGGCACAGAUACAGACACUAACCAAUCAGCUGCUCAGCAAAACCUCGGGCAAUGCCGAUGCUGCAGGGGAUGCUGGGAAGUCAUCAAAACCGGCAGAGCCAUUGUUCAAUAAGAAACUUCUUGAUUUUGACUAUGGUGACAGUGAUGAAGACGAUGACCACCAACACCACCACCACCAUCAUCAGCACCCACCCCCACAGCAGCGCCCGCCACCUCUGAUGAUGACACAGCCUCCUCCAGGCAUGCCUCCAGUCAUGCAAGACCCGGGUCUUCUGCAGCAGAUACAGCAAAUGUCGCAGCAAACAGAAGAGUUGCAGUCGGAGAUCGGAGCUCAGGAACAACUGCGUCGACGUUUGCUUGAGCAGCAACAGCAGCAGUUUGACAGAGAGAUUGGACAGGCUGCAUUUAUGGGCCAACCUCCACCACAAAACUUCAUGGGUCAUGAUGAUCUCCGGGGCCUUGAUGAGCAGGAGGAUGAUGAGAACAGAGAUGGUCGGGACAGAGGGGACCGCCGCAGACGCAGAGGCUCGAGGGACAGGUCAAGAUCCCCACGGAGGCGCAGGCGGUCUCGGUCACGUUCUCGGGAUAGACGUCGUAGGUCAAGGUCUAGAGACAGGCACAGGAGGUCGAGGUCUAGAGAAAGAGACAGUUCUCGUCGUGAUAGAGAAAAAGAACGGGAAAGAAGAAAGAAAGGCUUGCCCGACAUCAAGGACCAACACAUCAGUAUAUGCACGACAACAUUGUGGUUUGGACAUUUGACCAAGCACACAACUGAAGAAGAACUCAGAGAGCAUAUAGAGAAAUAUGGAACCAUUAAGACAAUCAACAUGAUUCCCCCACGGGGUUGUGCAUUCGUCUGCUUGACCCGGAGGAAGGACGCCUUCAAAGCUUUGGACAGGCUCAAGGGAGUCAAGGUCAACACCAAUGCUCUCAAGGUGGCCUGGGCUCCUGGCAUUGGUGUGAAGGAGUCGAUGUACAAGAACUUGUGGGAUGUGGAGCAGGGUGUCACAUACAUCCCGUGGGAGCAGCUGCCAGCAGACAUCACUCCGUUCCUGGAUGGAGGCAUGGUGGAUGAGGACACACUGCCAGACAGGUUGCGAGGCAUUAACAAUGGUGAAGAUGAUGGUGGGGAUGAUCAGCAACAACAACAACAGCAACAACCACAACCACCGCAGCAGCUACUUCAGCAACAGCAGCAGCAACAGCCUCCUCCCCAACCUGACCAGAGCAUGGACAAUGAGGGCAUGCACGGCAUGGAGAGCAUGAUGCAGCAGCAGCAGCUCCAGAUGGGUAUGCCUCGACAGCCUCCCAACUUCCCACCCGGAGGAAUGCCAGGUCAAAAUGCCAUGAAUCUACUUGGACCUGGUGGACCCUUAAACAUGAUGGGCAGGCCGCCUAUGGACAUGCGCCAUGGAGGUCCCAUGGGUCCAAUGGGAAGGCUGCCAGGAAUGGGUGGACCAAGACCAGGAAUGCCUGGUGGCCCGAAUAUGCGCCCAGGUGGCCCCAUGAACCUCGGAGGACCUCAGGGUGGCAUGCUUGGCCAAGGUAACCAGCUCAGAGGCCCCGGCCCCAGGAUGGACACUCCCCCACCAGGAAUGGGCAUGAACUCCCCCAACCCCCGCGGGGCCUUCCCACAGAUGGGUGCUAUGUCCCCUCGCUUCCCACAGAUGGGUGGACCUGGUGGAAUGCGACCACCAUUUUUUAACAACAAUAAUAACAAUAACAAUGAUAACAACAUGUCUGGCAUGGGUGACAGUGACAUGCGAGGAGGGAUGGUGGAGCCCAAGGAGUGGCCUCCAGAUGAUGAGGUCAAUGCGGAGGAUGAGCCUGACGAGGACUCUCUCAUGGAUUCAGAUGAACGUAUGUUGCCACUAAAUGCUGGCCAGCGUAUGCCUCCGGGGAUGAAUAUCAGGGCCCCUCUCGGGAACCCUUUUGGCCCUCGAGGUCCAUUAAAUGCCUCAGGCCCUAUGAAUGCCAUGCUGGCUGGAAUGUCACGGGCUCAGGCGCCAAGUGCAGCGGGAAUGUCAGCCAUGCUGUCUCUGCGCAUGAUGCCCCCUGGUCAACAGCAGCAAAUGCUGGCCAUGGCUGGCGGUCCAGGACCAGGGUUUGCGCUUGCGCCUGGCGGUGUACGUUUGCCAGUGUCAGCUGUUGGAGUCAGACCGGGCCUCAUGUCCGCCGGAGCCCCGACACGUUUGCUCCCGCAGUCCUCUGGGGGACCUCUGCCUGUGGCGGUCAGUAUGAAUGGCUCUGUGGUGGUGUCUCGGCCCACUGUGCCAGUGUCCAGUACACAGAUGAACAACGCCAGUCCGGAUAUUCCCCUGCCCAGCUCAGAGCGGCCCCCAUCACGGGAUGACGAUUCCCCUCACAGCAUGUUGUCCAGGAGGUCCCCCAAUCCAUUGCCACUGAUGCAGAUGGCUGGGAACAAUCGCCCUUCACCGGGUGGCCCUAUUUUAGGUCGUGGUUUUGCUCCAAUGACCAUCCGGCCCAGGGGAGGUCCAGGCUUGCUUGGCUUGCGACCUGGUGCUCAGGGAGGAACCUUUAGCCGGUUUGGGGCUCCUGCCCACAGACCCAUGAUGGGAGGUUUUGGCGGAAUGGACAGGCCGGCAUUUGGUGGGCGGUUUGGGGCCCCCUUCAGGCCUCCAGUUGGGUUCAUGGACCAUGAAGACAAAGAUGAACGUAGAAUGUUGCCUCGUCUUGAUGUUGACGAGAGGUCAGGGGAUAUAGAUGAACGCAGUGUACCCAAAAGUGAUGAGAAAGAUAGAGAUGGGCCUCAGAAAGAUGUAGAUGAGAGGAGAGAUGUUGACGAGAGGGAGAAAGUGUCUCAUCGGUCGGGCAGGCCGAGUCGCUGGUCUGAUGCCAAUGAUACAGUGGAUGUUGACGUCCCAGAGCCAGUAGUGCCAGCAGCUGUCGAGCCUGUCCCGAUGAGCGAGUCCCCUGGGCCGGAUGUUGUGGCUUCUCCGCCAAGGGUUGCCUCCCCUGUAGAGGCUGUUGUGGAGCCGACACCUGUUGUGGAAGUGCCACAAGUUGUUGAGUCUCCCCCUCCCUGCAAUGUGCCAGAGGUGGAAACUCAUACCUCACCACCUCCAGCAGCUCCUCUUUCCGCACCGUUUGACCCGCCUUCUGCGGAGUUUGACCCGCCUUCUGCGGAGUUUGACCCCCCUUCUGCUGUUAUUGACCAGCCCCCGUCAGCUAUGGAACCUCCUCCUGCUUCAGAGGUGUGUGAACCUGUUGCCACUGACAGUGGGCCGGGAGAAGGAGGUCCGUCAGAAGAGGCUCUGCUCCCUGAUGCUACUGUGGAAAGUGGUGAGGCUGAGGGGGAGGCUGAUGUUUGAAUGACUUGUGAGGGUGGAAAAUUGUGGGCAACAUGGGAAAUGAAUGCGUCAUGAAGGCGUAUCAUUGAUCAAGCAUAUGCCUUUGUGUGCAAUUGUUGGCAAGUUCUGCUCACUUACGAUUCAGAGUGAUUUGAAAUGAAAUACAUGAUUGUACAAUUUGUAAAUUGUAUAUUUUUGUUAGAUAUGAUGAUCAUUUAAACUGGAAUUUCGUUUUGUUAGAAAAUUGCAUGUGACUGCUUUGUUGAUUGAUAUAUAUUUGUACUUCUGCAGGGCUGGGUGCUGGGAUGACAUGAUGUUUUUGUGUUUGUUUUGGUGUGCAAUGUAUUUUAUGACUCUCUUUCUUUCUUUCUUGUUCACAUUCGACCUGUCUCGUUUCCUCAGUAGGCUACUUGCUCUGUGUUUCUUUGUCACUGUCACUCUCAUUCCUUCACUCUCUUCAACUGGUUUAUUCUUGUAUCUCCCUUCACUUCUUCAUUCUUUUUCCUUCUUUCUGUCUGUUUUCUGUGCCAUACUGUACUUUCAUACCUUUUCCUACUAACUAUAGUGAGAUCGUGAAUGACUGUUUGUGAUGUCAUAAAUUGUAUACGUGAUGGUCCUGCAAUGUCUGGUGUAGUUUUCUCAGUAUUUCAUUGUUGACAGGAUGCCAUAUGUUACUUAGUCAUUGUAUUCAUGCUGAAAAAUUGACUAUUUUUCUAUCGUUUUUGGCAUGAAUUAUUGGGAAGAUUGGUUGUCAGGGGAUUGUUUCUCUUAUUACUCUUAAGUUUUGUUGGUUUUGCAUGUUUACUUUAUAAUUUUUACUGAUGAAAGAGUUUUUGUUUUGUUAAAAAAGUUUUUUUAUGCGCAGGCUCAGAUCCUCAAGUAUUGUUUUCAUGGAACUGUCAUUAUGUAGGGACAUAUGGUUUUACCUCACCGGUAUUAUUCAGACUUGUACUGUGAGGGGGAGGGGGAAUGGAUUGUUACUGUCUUAGAAAAGGGUCUUGAUUAUGUUUCAUACUAUUUAUACUUUUCCAACUAUCACUAUAUAUUAUAUGCCUUUUGUCUUUUCCCUCUCUUUGCACUUUUCUUUUCCCUUCUUUCCUUCCUUCUUAGAAAAGAAAAAUGAUAUUUUAAAAUUUAAAUUAAUAACUUUCCCUUUUUGUUUGGAGUGGAUUUCCUGUCUGUGGGAGCUGAAUGAGCAAAGCAUGUUUUUGGAAGAAUUAACAAAUGAGUGGUUUCAACACUUUUUAAAAAUUUCGAUUGACAGUAAACAGUAACACCUUGUGUGAAAUCUCAGCAGUUUUUCAUUUUCAGUAGAGUCACCUUCCAACAAUAGGAAUACUUCCUCAGAAAGUUGAGAAAGAGUCCUCUAUAAAAAAGAAUUGCCCACCUUUCAAAUACCAGGUAUUGCAGUUACUAAUCUUGGCCACUGUCGCUUGUGAUCUCAGUUAUUAUUUUUUUGUUUCUUCCACUUUCUUGACAUUUCUAAUAGGCUUAAAUUUGGUAGCUACAAUGAUGUUUAAUUGCCGAUUCGUCACUGCUUUAUUAAUUUUGACUUGUUAAAUUGAUCUAAGUAUACUAGUUUGUACCAGAAAUUUGAUAGGCUACAUUGGUUUUUAUAUAUGCACCAAAUGUGAUGUAGGUUACAGUAUUGUAUGGAUAAAAGGAUUGGAGUUGUAGCAGAAGUGUUGAGACCUGUCUUUUAACUAGAGAAACAAGGAGAAAAGAGGGUUAAGGAUAGUGAUCGCGUGAGUGAUGCUAUUCAAGGCACACUCUUUUCCUUCGUGUCAGUCAAUGUUGCGGGCUUCGUUCAGUUACGGUCUCGGAGGUCCUUUACUCUUUUGCGCUCGGUUUAUCUGGCACUGUCCUUAGACCUCCUUUCUCAUUGUCUCUUGCUGUGAUCAUUGACAUCAUAGAGGUCAAUUACAGUUUAUAGGCUCACACUUGUUCUUUUAGAGAAUUCUUUAUUGUGUGCAGUGGAAAUGUUUGUUACAUGAUUGUUAUUUUUGUUGUUGUUUGUUAUUAUAAUAAUGCUCAUGCUGACAUUAUUCUUUGUUUCACAAUGGAGGAAGGGUAACUGUUUUGGGGAAUUGGGAAAAGGUUGGCUUCAUUCUCAUUGCAUACCAAAUACUGCUAAAUGUAGUUCAGAAUUCUUUAUGAGUCAUGAGUGAUCUACUUCUUUUUGGUUUGUGUCCUCCCAACAAUUCAUGAUGAUUUAAUUGAUGUUAUUCUCUGCCUCCUAUCUUCCAUUCAUAGAAUAGAGCUUCACAAAACUAUUUACAAUUGUAAUGAGAUUUGCUUUGCUCAAGAAUGUUGGUUUAAAAAACAGCACCCCUGUCACGCCUCAAUUUUACUCUGUCUUUGAUAGAAUUUGGACUCACCUUAUUAUAAUGUUAGCUGGACCUAAAGAUUUUGUUGAUAGUGAUCGGUUCUCUGUCUCAGUCACAAAAAAUAGAGAGAUUGGAAAAGAGUUUGAGUCAACUGAAAGGCUUCUCUAAUAAUCCACAUGAAUCAUCAGUCCCCUAACGUUAGCUAGGUAGCAUUGUCCUUUGCAUGCUCCUGUCUGUCCUGGUAAAAUUGUCUGCUCUCCCGUUUGUCUGUGAAUGUAAUGAGUCUGAGGUACGGUAAGUGUAUUGUAUGUGUGUGUGUACUACUAUGUGACAAAUAGUCACGGACAUCAACCUCCACGUCCAUCCAUCACGCUGCGGAGCCGUGAGCCAAAUUGGCGCUUUACUCAAAACACCUUGACCUCAGGACCUCUCCAGGGACGGGGCCAAGAGCAGCUCUUCAUCUGCUUGCCCCUGUGGGCGGGAAAAUAUUUCCAACAUAACAUGUAUGGUGAUGAAUGAUUGCCCUUUCCUCAACACUAAUGCUUGUUGGUUUCCGUCAUUGUAGGCUCUGCUCUGUUCCUGUUCUAUAAAAGCUGAUGUUUGGGACUUUCGCUACUUUUAAAUCAUCAGCUGGUGGGGAUCUUUUGUUUGCAAUUCAGCUCCAGUAGUAAGUGAAAUAAAUUGAAAUUGCAAUGCAAGAGAAAUUUUGUUUUUUCUUCAGAUUUGUAUUAUUUUGAUGCCAAAAUUCCUUUGUUUUUAUUUGAAAGUUGGGGAGGAGUACUUUGUAUCGUAAGGUAGUAGGCCAAAGCCUACAAAACGAUGUUCUCUUUUUUUUCAAUAGAGUUGAUUUUAAUUGUAUGGCGAUUUGAAUUAACUGAAAUUUACUUUGGUUUUAUUUUCUGUGAGGAAUAGGGUACCGGUAUCUACUACAGACUAGUAAAGUUGUUCUUUAGUUUUCUACAAUUCUUGUUUGUGUACGGACCAUGGUGUUUCUGUUGUUGUCUCAAUAGCCUGUUUAAUUUUAAUGUUAACCAUAAGCUGGGCAGGCACUUGAAUGUGAAAUGCUCUUGGCCCCAGGUAUGUAUCAGCCUAUGCCUAAUGUGCAUUGUGCUGCUAUAUUCCACUGUCAUUUUUUGUCAUACUCCAGCUUGUUCUCACAGGGGUUAGGGGAAAAGUUAAAGAGGGACCACACUCGUGAAUCUCGUAGUUCAGUCGCCCACCACUGCUUUGCAACAUUUUUUCAGUAAUAAGUAAUCUUCUGUUUGCCCUAUGACAUAUAUUUAAUUUAUUCUUGGGUCUUGGAUUACCACCGUUUUUCUCUUCUUUUUUUCUUUGAUUGGUUGGAAAAAAAAGGGGGAGAGGGGGGUCCAUUUGGUAAUUUAAUAGUAGACAGGUCACAGAUCGGUGUCUGCUUCAGAACACCAGGCCUGUUUUUUACUGUUCUUCUAAUUCAAGCUUCAAGUUAGCUCUAGUUGUUGCCCCGCCUGACCGCGCUCUUUGUAGUUUGCAGGCCUUCUGGGGAAGGGGGACACUUGACUUAUGUUUUGACCUUGAACUUUGAAAUUGUCACUGAUAAAAAUAAAGUCCAGGGAAUAAAAACUUCA
Messenger RNA from Aplysia californica (California sea hare), 8259 nucleotides. RefSeq names its product SR-related and CTD-associated factor 4. The coding region runs from base 294 to 4349 and encodes 1351 amino acids. The transcript has 17 exons. Lineage: Eukaryota; Metazoa; Mollusca; Gastropoda; Aplysiida; Aplysiidae. Gene Ontology annotation, cellular component: nucleus. Gene Ontology annotation, molecular function: RNA binding. The record is from RefSeq and is a predicted model, not a curated record.